Messenger RNA from Adineta ricciae, 333 nucleotides. The record is from the annotation of a GenBank genome assembly. NCBI's taxonomy places the organism in Eukaryota, Metazoa, Rotifera, Eurotatoria, Adinetida, Adinetidae.
AUGCCCCAUAAAACAAAAUCGAAUUCGAAAUUAACAUUAGUCAAGCUGCAUAAAUGUACAGCUGGAAAGCGAAUAUGGAAAUUUUUCUCGAAAUUACUCUGGCAUUUCAAUCAAACUGUUCCAAACUACUCACCACACGAGAAUCGUCGCGCAAAACUAUACACUCGACGCGGAUCCGUUCGUCAGAAUCGUGAACAACAAACUAGUAUUACUAAAACGCAUGUUCAAGUUCACUACACUGCACGCUAUCGAACGUGUUCAACACGUCAGCGACAAAUUACAUUGAUGUCAAUUGCCGAAGAGAAUGAAAAUGAUCUCCUUAAUUAUAAAUAG